AGCAAUGGCGUCAAAGGGGGCUCGGCAGCGGAGCAAAGGAACCGGUGGUGAAAGGGAAGAUAUUAGCGGAAAGCAAAGAGAAGAAAGUCGUGUGGCCGAGCAGAGAGCCGAGUCUAGUAAAGCAGGCCAGGUGUGGGCACCAGAAGGAGCUACUGCAUUUAAAUGCCUGAUAUCUGCUAGGUUUUGUGCAGCGCUUCUAAGCAAUAUCUCUGACUGUGACGAAACCUUCAAUUACUGGGAACCUACUCACUACCUCGUCUAUGGCAAAGGAUUUCAAACAUGGGAAUACUCUCCAGCCUAUGCCAUACGCUCGUAUGCUUACCUUUGGUUACAUGCAUUACCUGCUUGGUUCCAUGCAAACAUCCUUCAGGCAAACAAGGUCCUCGUGUUUUACUUCAUACGAUGUUUCUUAGCUUUUAUUAGUUGUGUGUGUGAACUUUAUUUCUACAAGGCUGUAUGUAAAAAGUUUGGGCUUCAUGUAGGGCGACUUACACUGGCUUUCCUAGUCCUUAGCACUGGAAUGUUUUCUGCAGCUGCUGCUUACCUCCCUAGUACUUUCUGUAUGUAUACCACGGUUAUAGCCAUGACAGGCUGGUAUAUGGACAAGAUUUCCGUGGCGGUACUCGGUGUGGCUGCUGGAGCUAUCUGGGGCUGGCCAUUUAGUGCUGUUCUUGGGUUUCCCAUUGCCUUUGACUUGCUGUUUAUGAAACAAAAAUGGAAGAAUUUUAUCAACUGGUGUGUUGUUGCACUGAUAAUAUUUCUGGUUCCCCUGGUUGCUAUAGACAGUUAUUACUAUGGGAAGCUUGUCAUAGCCCCUCUUAAUAUUGUACUCUACAAUGUCUUUACACCUCAUGGACCUGACUUGUAUGGAACAGAACCCUGGCCCUUCUAUUUCAUCAAUGGCUUUCUCAACUUCAAUGUAGUCUUCAUUUUGGCCCUGCUAGCUUUGCCCCUGACAUGGCUGAUGGAGUACCUUUUGCAGAAAAUUAACAUUCAGAAUCUGGGGAGUCCAUACUGGCUAACAUUGGCUCCAAUGUAUAUUUGGAUUUUGGUUUUCUUCACAAGGCCCCAUAAGGAGGAGAGAUUUCUUUUCCCUAUUUACCCGCUGAUCUGCUUGUGUGGGGCAGUGGCUCUUUCUGCGCUACAGAAAUGUUACCACUUCUUAUUCCAGCGAUAUCGUCUGGAACAUUACACAGUCUCUUCCAACUGGCUGGCACUUGGUACUGUUCUGCUCUUUGGUCUCCUGUCAUUUUCCCGUUCUAUAGCUUUGUUUAGAGGUUACCAUGCCCCAUUGGAUCUAUACCCAGAGUUCCAUCGCAUUGCUAAGGACCCAGCUAUCCACACUGUUCCAGAGGGCAAAAAUGUGAAUGUGUGCAUUGGAAAGGAAUGGUACCGGUUCCCCAGCAACUUCCUCCUUCCAGAAAAUUGGCAACUCCAGUUUAUUGAAUCAGAAUUCAGAGGGCAGCUGCCUAAACCGUAUGCAAAGGGACCACGAGCAACAAGAAUAGUACCCAAAGGCAUGAACGAUCAAAAUCUGGAAGAGACAUCGAGAUACGUUGAUAUUGGCAAGUGUCUCUAUUUGGUUGAUCUGGAUACAGUCACUGUAACUGCACGAGAACCACGCUAUUCUGCAAAAGACGAGUGGGUGGUCGUAGCUUACAAGCCUUUCCUGGAUGCCUCGAGGUCUUCAAAACUAUUCCGUGCAUUUUAUGUCCCAUUCGUCUCCAGCUGGCACACAACGUAUGGUAAUUACACCAUUCUAAAAGCCCGACGGCCUAAGCAGGUAAAGAAGAAGAACAUAGGAUAAAGAGAGAUCGAAGUUACACCAUCAGUGAUGUUUCCUGUUCACCUGCUAGAACUGCCAAAGGAGCUUUUGAAGAACUUGUUAUCUACCGCGGCAGUUGAGUGACUGAAAGCCUUGCUGAUUUCUGCGUGUACCCAACAGUCUACUGAUGUGUUAUUGAUACGUCUGUCUUUACAAUGGGCAGUACUCUGCAGAAUACAACUUUACAAUGUGAACUUUGGAUAUUUAUCAGGUGAUAGGCUUGUAUGAAGGCAGAUUUCACCAGAGUGUUGUUUUGUGUGUUUCUGAUAAGUGUGUGUAUGGGGUGUACAUUAGUAUAUACAUGUAGAAUCUAAACCUGGAUCUUGGAAAGUGCAGACAUCUUUUAUUUCUGAGACAGGAAGACUGCUUAAUAAUUUAGUAUGGAUUUCAAUUAUUUUAGGUUCAUUUUCAUUGAUUCAGUCUAAAACUCCAUUCCAAACCUUCUAACAGUUUCAGUAUUGCAAGACAGAGCCAAAGAAUAAUUGCCUCUUAUACAGCAAAUGGCAUUUAGUAUGUACUCUGCUUUUUGUACAGACUCUUGAAUUGUUAAUUGUCCACCAUAGAAAUUAUUUAGUUAGCUGAGCU
Nanorana parkeri is the source of this 2410-nucleotide messenger RNA. RefSeq names its product ALG9, alpha-1,2-mannosyltransferase (gene ALG9). NCBI's taxonomy places the organism in Eukaryota, Metazoa, Chordata, Amphibia, Anura, Dicroglossidae. Gene Ontology annotation, molecular function: alpha-1,2-mannosyltransferase activity. Gene Ontology annotation, biological process: protein N-linked glycosylation. Gene Ontology annotation, cellular component: endoplasmic reticulum membrane. The coding region runs from base 5 to 1807 and encodes 600 amino acids. The transcript is spliced from 15 exons. The record is from RefSeq and is a predicted model, not a curated record.